AUGCGAUCAGCCCUGUUAGAGCUACCGGCCGAAAUUCGUGUCAAUAUUCUCGAGCAUCUGCUGCAACGUCCCAUCUGGCAUACAAUUUCCAGGCCGAACACACAGGCUGCCAGAGAUCAUGGGUACACUGACGGAGUUGGACAUGUAACUCUGGUCCGCGAAAGAGAUGAAUGGAGGUCUAUUUCCGUCGCCAGGCCACCUGGCCUCACUAUACUCUGUCCAGCUAUCCUACGCACAUGCCGUCUCCUUCACAACGAAGCCAUGGGUCUGCUCUACGGCAAAUGUCUCUUCGUCCUCAACAUACAGAACAUGCGGCCCCCAGCCCUUCCCUUCGUCAACGGACAGCCUGCAAUAGCAGCAGGCCCUACGAAAGCCUCGAUCUUCUUGCGCUGGAUCAACCACGUACAUAUCCGCCAGCACAUCACUCCAGAAGAAGACCUUUCGCAAAACGCUCAGGCUUUGGAUUCUUUGAUCAGAUGUCUCAGUCCAGAACGCAAGACGACAUCUCUGACUCUACACUUUGAUUCGAUGUGGUUCGUCAACGAUGGAGAGUGGCCUCGAGACGCUCGGCCCGAGUAUGUGUGGCAGCUGUUCGGUGCUGAACUCGCUCGUAUGCGGAUAGGUGAUCAACCUCAAAUCCGGGUCUCUUCGCACUGGUUGGAGCUGGAAGGAAAGGAGAGAUUUGACGACCUGGCUUUGAAGAUUGGAGGUGUAGAGAAGGCCAACAUACCAGGAGAUCAUUUGGACAGUGCGAGCAUUGGCACUACGUUGGAUGGCCGACUUGCGGUCUACCACUUCUUCUGUUGGCGCCCUGUUCGAAUAAGAUGGAUUCGGCAGCAGAGCUGCUCCAAAAUGCGGCCACUACUGUCUCGUGCCCCUUUUCAAGAUCUCAACUGCACGCGAAGCUGGAGCAACACGGCUGCGUUUGAUCGGCAAGACUGUUUCGAUGUCGGCAUUGGAUGCUGUACCAAGAUGCAAGUCUUCAAUAUAUCCCUCUUGACAACCGCUAGAGGAUACGCUCCUGUUCCGCCCUCACGCGAUGACAUCUCCUGUCGCCUGCGCAGUGGGCGUUUCUCAUCCUUGAUGUUCCGUGAAAGAGUCUUCAAGCUGUAA
Molecule: messenger RNA, 1113 nt
Organism: Zasmidium cellare ATCC 36951
Lineage: Eukaryota; Fungi; Ascomycota; Dothideomycetes; Mycosphaerellales; Mycosphaerellaceae
Exons: 2
Coding region: 1-1113 (370 amino acids)
Source: RefSeq, a predicted model, not a curated record